Molecule: messenger RNA, 2637 nt
Organism: Heterobasidion irregulare TC 32-1
Lineage: Eukaryota; Fungi; Basidiomycota; Agaricomycetes; Russulales; Bondarzewiaceae
Product: Metallo peptidase M28
Exons: 16
Coding region: 1-2637 (878 amino acids)
Biological process (GO): proteolysis
Molecular function (GO): metalloexopeptidase activity
Source: RefSeq, a predicted model, not a curated record
AUGAGCGCCCCACAUCUCCAUCGGUGGGGACCUGUGCGCUCGCUCCUCGUCCUCUCACCACUGCUGAUCGUCGCACCCUGGUUCGCCAUACAACGCCAUUACGCUCUCCCAGAGCCCGUGACACAGCUCGUCGACCCCGUUUCUCACCUCCCGCAGCUCUCCGAGGCGCAGAUCUUAUCCCACAUCCGUCAUCUCUCUGAAGACAUUGGCUUCCGCACCGUCGGCACAAAAGAGCACGCGCUCGCAGACCAAUGGCUCACCGACCAGGCGCACGCGAUCAAGCGCGAGUGCGAGGAGGUGGUGAACCGAGCGCGCGAGCAGCCGGGCGCACCAGCACGCCGUUUGGAAUGCGAAGUGUGGAGGCAGCAGGGAAGCGGGAGCCAUCGCUUCGACAUGAUGGGCAAGCGCCUCUACAAGACCUACGUCAACCUCACCAACAUCAUCGUGCGCAUCUCGAACGGCACCCCCGAGGGCAAAGCACAUGCCGUCCUCGUCAACGCCCACCUCGACAGCACCCUCCCCAGUCCCGGCGCCGCGGACGACGCACUCUCCGUCGGCGUCAUGCUCGACUGCAUGCGUGUCCUCACGCAUACGCCCGACUGGGAGCCGCAGCACGCGAUCAUAUUCUUGUUCAAUAACGCGGAGGAGUCGCUGCAGGACGCCUCGCAUCUCUUCUCUACGCAGCAUCCCAUCGCGUCUACCGUCCGGGCGUUCAUCAACCUCGAAGCGGCCGGGACCGUCGGCCCCGAGCUGCUCUUCCAGGCCACCUCGGAACAGAUGAUCCAGGCGUAUUCCAAAGCCCCGAGACCGUUUGGCACGGUCGUCGCUAACGAGGUGUUUAGCUCUGGUGUGAUUAUGUCCGACACUGAUUUCAGACAGUUCGAGCUCUACCUGAACGUCACCGGUCUCGAUAUGGCAGUCGUAGGGAACAGCUACAUGUACCACACGCGUAAAGAUACCGUAGAGCACCUACAACCUGGCGUAGCCCAGCACAUGGCCGACAACGUCCUCGCUAUUCUAGAAUACCUCUCUUCCGCAGACUCGCCGCUCCCGUCUCUCGACGCCGGCUACACCCGCCCCUCCACCGUCUUCUUCUCGCACCUGGGCUUCUUCUUCAUGUACUCGUACACGACCGCGCGCGCGCUCUACGCCCUCCUCUUCGUCUCCGCCUACCAAUUCGUCAUGGUUACGUACCGCAACCCCGCGCUCGGCUCCGGGCGCAAGGAGCUCGUCGACUCGGUGCGCCAGAACGCGCGCGGCAUCGGCGCGUGGGCCCUCGCGAUCGGCGGCGCGCUGGUCGGCGCGAACGCGCUCGCGCUCGUCAUGGAGCGCGCGCUCGGGCGCGGGAUGAGCUGGUACGCCGUCGAGCUGUCCGCGCUCGCGCUGUACGGGCCCGCGGCGCUCGCCGGCGCGCUCGCGACGCAGCUCAUCGCGGCGCCACGCCUGCACGAGCGCACGAUGCUGACCGCGCUGCUCGUGCUCCAGUCGCUGCUCGCGUUCGCGAUCCAGCUGGUCGGGAUCGGCUCCGCGGUCAUGUUCGCGCUUUCCGCGCUCCCGCUCCUCGGCGCGCUGCUCCUGGACGCCGCGUUCAGGCGCAGCACGGGGCCCGUGUCGCUGUGGACGUACGCGCUGGGCCAGACGAUGCCGCUCCUGACGGGCACGCAGCUCAUCUGCACGGUGCUCGACGUGUUCGUUCCCCUAGCAGGCAGGACAGGGCGCGAGGCGCCCGCGGAACAUAUCAUCGCGUCGCUCGUCGCCAUCACGGGCGCGUACACGCUGCCGCUUGCGCUCCCGUUUGCGCAUCGGUACGGCCCCCGUGCGCUGCGCCGCGCGGUGCUCGCGCUCGUCGGUCUAAGCGCGGCCACGGCGGCGGUGUUUGCGAUGCGCGAGCCGUUCGACGCGCUGCACCAGCGGCGGCUGUUCGUGCUCAGCCUGGAGAACGUGACGACGCAGGAGCGCGUCCUCCACGUCGGCGCUGCGGACGGCGCGCCGGGAUUCGAGGCGCUCGUGCGGGACAUCGCGGAGGAGUUCGGUGCGCCGGGGGCGGUGGCGGUGCAAGAAGAGAUGCACGACUGGAACGGGGACUGGGACGUCCUGUAUCCGUUCUCGGCGUUCAUGUCGCCAUACAAGGUGGCGCUGCCUGCGGAGCCGGGGUACGUGUCGCCGUUUGCUGAGGGCGGGCGGGAGGCGUUCUCGGUCGCGGCUGUGAACGAUCGGAUAGACGAGGCGGCGGGGACGCGGAGCCUCACGCUCAAGAUCGACCACCCAGGCUUGAUCUGGACGGUGGUGGCGUUCGAUGCGCACGUGCUGCGGUGGACGCUUGACGACGCGCCGCCGGACGAGCGCGCGCGGCACCACAUCAAGGAGGCGUCGUUCUACGGCGUAGACACGUGGGCCGUCGACCUCGUCGUGCGGAUCCCGCCGGGCGAAGGCGACGCGCGCGCGCGCGCUGCGCUGCGGGUGAACUUUGUGGGCGUGCAGGAGCGGACGAUGUGGCCCGGGAAGCGCGGGGCGAAGGCGGAGGGCGGGCCGUCGAUGGCGCUGUUCGAGCGGCUGGAUGGGUGGGUGGACGCGUACACGGGGGGGAAGGUGGAUACGAUGUUGAUCGGGUCGGUUGGGGGCGUUGUCGUCGUGUGA